Messenger RNA from Eurytemora carolleeae, 1194 nucleotides. RefSeq lists its product as uncharacterized. The transcript is spliced from 9 exons. NCBI's taxonomy places the organism in Eukaryota, Metazoa, Arthropoda, Copepoda, Calanoida, Temoridae. The coding region runs from base 26 to 946 and encodes 306 amino acids. The record is from RefSeq and is a predicted model, not a curated record.
CGUUUUCAGAUUCCGUAUUCUAGAAAUGACCACCAAGGACAUAUCGGAGAGAAUUUUUCAUUUCUUCUUUAAACUGAUUCCAGAGGCAGGACUAGGAGCUAGGUUCAACAAAGAGACAAUAAGUUCAAUGAUCAGAGAAUCCGUGAAACUAUCUAAACUGUCCGAACUUGAUAUCUGGGACGAUGUUGCUAUGCUACAGGAUUAUCAGGUUGGGCAGAGCUGUAAAAUACUUCUUCUAGCUCUUUGUGAGAAUCUGAGGUUUGGGAGCAAAGAAUCCGAGGAGCUUCUCGCCCAACUCCGCUCCCAACUUGGAUAUCAUGACCUAGAAUAUGAGUUUUGUAUUGAGCAGCGAAAUCUUGUCAGGGAUGAUUUUCUGUAUUUCUCUGGGAAACUAAAAAACACUCCUCAGUAUUCUCAACUUAAGGUCUAUCUGAAGCUAGUAAACCUAUCCCGGAUAUUGGAGAUUAAUCAACAGAAGUUUGAUGCUGAGAUUCAUCACAUCACUAAUUCAGGUCAGACCGAAAAACUUGUAUUAAUCCUUGGAUGUCCCCAAUCCUCCUCUGUGGAUUGCGUUGAUGCCGCGGAACGAAUUUUAGUCAACCUGAAACAAGAACUAGAUUGGAAGAUGUUGGAAAAUAUCUCCCCUAAUUCUCUUAUCCCUGCUGUAACUCGGUGGCCGGAGUUAAGACUAAAAAUCUUUGAUGUGCUCCGGGAGCAACUAACCGGGGAUCUGCUUGAACCAGAGAAGAUCUAUAUUCUUGGAGAUUUUAUUGUCGGACAGGUGUUAGAGGAUAGGAACCAAUGGACUAAAACCCCAACCCGGAGCCAGGAAAAGAAAUACAACAGUUUCUCUGGACAUCUUCUCAGGUUCCUGGAUACCCUGGAGAUACCAGUUCUAAAGCUAGAGCUCCUCAACUAUAUUUCAGAGAAGAUAAAGCACAGCUAAAUUUACAGUUCUAGACAAAUUAAAUAAUUAAUUCCUAAACGUCUUUCAAGAAAAUUAGAAUAUUCGGAGUGAGCUAUAACUUGUUCCGAAGGGAAAUCAGAAGGAAAAGAAUGUUGAUGAAGAAAGGAAAAAACUGGAACGUUGAAAAACACAAUUACCUCAAACUUUUAUAAAAGAUUUUAGAUUUUAUUUUUAGAGUAUAUAGAUCUGUAAAGAAAGUAACAAUAAAGGCGAAUAUAUGUUUUAAA